Messenger RNA from Talaromyces marneffei, 1584 nucleotides. RefSeq lists its product as uncharacterized. NCBI's taxonomy places the organism in Eukaryota, Fungi, Ascomycota, Eurotiomycetes, Eurotiales, Trichocomaceae. Gene Ontology annotation, cellular component: fungal-type vacuole membrane; plasma membrane. Gene Ontology annotation, biological process: transmembrane transport. The record is from RefSeq and is a predicted model, not a curated record. Gene Ontology annotation, molecular function: transmembrane transporter activity. The transcript has a single exon. The coding region runs from base 1 to 1584 and encodes 527 amino acids.
AUGGAUACCAACGUGAGUUACCUCGGGGGCGUUCAAGCUGAGAAGUCACCCUGCACGGAUACACAUAACAGCACCAAAGAGCGCGAUGGAAGCUCAACACAAGGAGACAUUGAGAUGCAGCCAACAUACGGCGAUUAUUCUCGCUACACAGUGUGGACCAAAGUACGCUCCUGGUCCAACAAAGUUGGCGCAGAAGAAUUCGGCAUAGAACGUAUAUCAGAGGAAAUUCGAACAAAUCAACACCCACGCGACUAUUUCACCAUCUUCUUCGCUGCCAAUUGCAACACCGCGACAUUGGCCACCGGGUUUCUUGGUCCUGUGACCUUUGGACUUGGAUGGUGGGAUUCAUUUCUCGCAAUUGUAUUUUUCAAUGUGCUAGGCGGACUUUACCCAGCGGUGAUGGCAACCCUAGGGCCCAAACUCGGACUCCGUACCAUGAUAAUCCCGCGAUACAGCUUUGGAUGGUGGCCUGCAAAGAUUCUUGCUAUUCUUAAUGUCAUCAAUCAAGUCGGAUGGGGUGUGGUCAACUGUAUCUCGGGUGCGGCAGUAUUGAGUGAUGUAGGUAGCCACGGAAUUCCUAUGUUUGCCUCCAUUAUCAUCGUGGGAAUUAUAGCCAUUGUCCUUGGUCUUUUCGGAUAUAAAGUGCUACAUUUCUAUUCGAGAUAUUCGUGGAUGAUCAUGCUCGUCUGCUUUGCCAUCACAGCCGGAUUUGGUGCGCGUCACUUUAUGAACGUGCCGAUGGGCAGUGGAUCUCUCGAGGCCUCCAACAUUCUCUCUUUCAGCACAUCUAUAAUCGGAUUCCAAGCUGCAUGGGCACCGAUUGCAGCGGACUAUGGCGUCUAUAUGCGUGAAGAUACCAAGGCCACUGUAACUUUCUCUUGGGCUUAUGCCGGUCUGCUGUCAGGUCAGAUUCUGCUCGAACUGCUUGGAGCAGCUAUUGGCACACUGUACAUGAAUCCCAACCCACGUUUCCAGACGGCCUACGAUGAACAUGGUCUCGGCGGCCUCUUUGGCUCUGUAUAUGAAGGAAUAAACCCCGGGGUACGGGGCUUUGGAUAUUUUAUCGAAGUCCUCAUCGGCCUGUCCACAGCAGCUGUGAUAACAACGAACAUCUACUCAUUGGGGCUGAGCGUGCAAAUGAUAACAAAGAAACUUGUCAUCGUGCCCCGUCCUGUUUGGUCCUUCGUCGGAAGUAUCGCCUUUCUAGCCAUUGCGUUGGCUCUUCGGGACCAUUUCGAAGAUGUAUUGGAAAAUUUUCUUCUCGUGUGUGCAUACUGGUUGGUGCCAUUUUGCAUGGUUCUUAUUUUGGAGCAUUUCAUCUGGAGAAGGCACUAUGAGUACGACCUCAAUGCAUGGAAUGAUCAUACUCGCUUGCCGUACGGCAUCGCAGCAGGUGUAGCGUGGGUGUGUGGUACCGCCAUCGCAGUUGUAUCCAUGAGUCAGAGCUGGUGGAUUGGUCCCAUUGCUGCUGCGAUACCAGGAUCUAGCUACGGAACUGAUAUCAGUUGGAUAUUGGGUGCAGUAGUCUCGUCUGUUCUCUAUAUUCCGAUAAGGAUCUGGGAAAAGAAACGCUGGGAACUCUGA